ACUGUGGAUUUACAUACCCUGAUUUCCGUGGGACUGGGAAGCGAAAGAGGAGGGUGCUGGGUCUUUCAGGAACUGAGGAAACAAGCACAAGCAGGGUUAUUUAACAAAUUCACAACUUUAUAGACACGUUGGCGACCCUUAAAAUCGUCGGAAUAAGGUUCACGCUACUUUUCUGUGCUUGUUUUGGAUCUCCACGGUGCUCUCGCUGGAUUAUUUCCCUAAAGUCUGGAGGAGGGCUACGAGUUUUUCGGAGAAGCCUGGAAGCAGUUUGAGGUUUGAAGGGCUGUGGCCAUGGCCGGGGGUGGUGGAGGUGGAGGAGGCGGAGGGGUUUCUCCAUUGGGGCCAGCACCGCCGAUGUGGUAUCACCGGGACCUGAGUCGCGCGGCGGCCGAGGAGCUGCUGGCCCGGGCCGGGAGGGACGGCAGCUUCCUGGUGCGGGACAGUGAGAGUGUCAACGGGGCUUACGCUUUGUGUGUACUGUUUCAGAAGCACGUCCACACAUACAGAGUCCUCCCAGACGAUGAAGGAUUUCUGGCUGUUCAGACGUCUCAGGGUGUGCAGCCUAAGCGGUUUAAGACGUUACCAGAUUUGGUGUCGUUGUACCUGCAGCCCAGCCAGGGUCUGGUCACCACGCUGCUAUACACUGUGGACAGAGAGGAAACAGCUGUCAGCGACGACAGGGACUACUCAGAUGGGGAGGAUGAGAAGCCACCCCUCCCCCCUCGCUCUGCCUCCACCUCCACUCCCCCUGGUCCAGACACACCCACAGAGAGCACUCCAGCAGCUAAUGGCCUGAGCACCAUUUCCCACGAGUACCUGAAAGGCAGCUAUGCUCUGGACCUGGAGGCAGUCAAACAGGGAGCCUCCUCUCUGCCUCACCUCAACAAGACUCUAGUUUCCUCAUGCAAACGCCUUAAUGGGGAGGUGGAUAAGGUUCUGUCUGGCCUGGAGAUCCUGUCUAAAGUGUUUGAUCAGCAGAGUGCUUUCAUGGUGUCCAAGAUGAUCCAGCAGUCGGUGAAUCAGGGUGGAGACCAGGAGUUGGAGAACCUUGUGACCAAGCUAGCAAUCCUCAAAGACCUGCUGUCAUCCAUAGAGAAGAAGGCUCUGAAAGCUCUGCAGGACAUGAGUCUGUCCUCUCCAUGCUCCCUUCCUCCUCUCUCCAUGCGUCACAGCAAAGCCAUCCCUGUGCAGGCUUUCGAGGUAAAGCUGGAUGUCUACCUGGCGGAGCUGACAAAGAUAGGAAAGAGUCAGAAGUACACUCUGUCUGUGGACGUGGAGGGAGGACGGCUGGUAGUGAUGAAGAAGGUGAAGGACAGCCAGGAGGACUGGACCACCUUCACACAUGACAAAAUCCGUCAGCUGAUCAAGUCUCAGCGUGUGCAGAAUAAACUGGGCAUUGUUUUUGAGAAGGAGAAGGACAAGAGCCAGAGGAAAGACUUCAUCUUUGCCAGUGCCAAGAAGCGGGAGGCAUUUUGCCAGCUGCUGCAGCUGAUGAAGAACAAACAUUCCAACCAAGACGAGCCAGACAUGAUUUCCAUCUUCAUUGGCACCUGGAAUAUGGGCUCAGUGCCCGCUCCGAAGUCUCAGGCCUCGUGGGUGUUGUGUCGCGGCCUCGGGAAGACUCUAGACGAGAUGACGGUCACCAUCCCUCAUGACCUUUAUGUGUUUGGAAGCCAAGAAAACUCUGUGUGUGAUCGGGAGUGGGUGGAGUCGCUGCGUGCCUUAUUGAAAGAACAGACGGAACUGGAUUAUAAACCGAUCGCAGUGCAAACUCUGUGGAACAUAAAAAUUGCUGUGUUGGUGAAACCGGAACACGAGAACCGGAUCAGCCACGUGGGAAUGUCCAGUGUCAAGACCGGCAUCGCCAACACAUUGGGGAACAAAGGAGCUGUGGGCGUGUCCUUUAUGUUCAAUGGGACAUCUUUUGGCUUUGUGAACUGUCACCUGACAUCAGGGAAUGAGAAGAUUGCCAGGAGGAACCAGAACUACCUAGAUAUCCUACGCCUGCUGUCGCUAGGAGACAAACAGCUGAGCUCCUUCGAUAUCUCACUGCGCUUUACACACCUCUUCUGGCUGGGAGACCUCAACUACAGGCUGGAUAUGGACAUACAGGAGAUUUUAAACUACAUUAACAGGAAGGAGUUUGAGCCCCUGCUGAAGGUGGACCAGCUCAACCUGGAGAGGGAGAAGAACAAAGUAUUUUUACGCUUUGGGGAAGAAGAGAUCUCGUUCCCGCCCACCUACCGUUACGAACGUGGCUCAAGGGACACGUAUGUGUGGCAGAAGCAGAAGGCCACUGGGAUGAGGACUAAUGUUCCAUCCUGGUGUGACAGGAUCCUGUGGAAGUCUUACCCAGAAACACACAUUGUCUGCAACUCCUAUGGAUGUACGGAUGAUAUAGUGACCAGUGAUCAUUCCCCUGUGUUCGGCACCUUCGAGGUGGGGGUGACGUCCCAGUUUGUCUCCAAGAAAGGUCUACCAAAGUCUUCAGAGCAGGCCUACAUUGAGUUUGAGAGCAUCGAGGCCAUAGUGAAAACGGCGAGCAGAACCAAGUUUUUCAUCGAAUUCUACUCCACUUGUCUGGAAGAGUUUAAGAAGAGUUAUGAGAACGACAGUCAGAGCAGCGACAACGUCAACUUCCUGCGUGUGGGCUGGUCCAACAAGCAGCUGACGACGCUCAAACCUCUUCUCUCAGAGGUGGAGUACCUGCAGGACCAACACCUGCUGCUCACUGUGAAAUCCCUGGACGGAUACGAGUCCUACGGAGAGUGUGUGUUGGCUCUGAAGUCUAUGAUUGGCAGCACACCACAGCAGUUCCACACCUACCUGUCCCACCGUGGAGAGGAAACAGGAAACAUCAGGGGGUUAAUGCGGGUCAGAGUCCCCUCUGAAAGGAUGGGAACCAGGGAGAGACUCUAUGAGUGGAUCAGUGUGGACAAGGAUGAGACGGGUGCACCCAAAGGGAAAUCCACUUUGGCAUCCAGAGUGGGACAUGAAUACAUAAAGCCGUCUGCGGUCCGUAAACAGCUAGGAGAGCUGGGAAAAGUCAGUGAGGAGGGAGAAAGGAGCAUCAAGGAGGAAACUGCUGCUAGGCCUAAACAGGAAGGAACCGACGGGGAUCCAUCCGUCUGCAAGAACAGCUACAAUAACCCCGCCUACUACAUCCUGGAGGGCGUUCCUAAUCAGUCGGCCGCCGCUCUUUCAGCCGAGCUUCUUCCAUCUCCUACCUCCUCAAACCCCCAGGUGACUAAAGCCCCUAUUCCCUCAGCUGGAGCUCGAACCAAGCCCCCCUUUGUGGCCUCGGGGCCCUCUCACACACGCAGACCCACCACAGGGCACCCGGUCCGCGCUAUAAGCGAGGAGGGGUCAUCAGAGGACGAUGGGGGGGCCUGUGUAGCAGCAGCGCAGGGGGUGAAUGUCGGGACAACAGUUGGAAGCACGCUGAACCGCCCCCCUCCUGACUUCCCCCCUCCUCCUCUUCCUAAGGGGGCCGUGGAGAUGGUGGCAGAGACCCCCUUCUCCAUACAUCGCGCUCUUUACCCAGAUCUAGCCGAGGUCAGGAUCCCAGCAGCCAGUCCUGCAGCCCCGCUGGCACUCGGGGAGGGUUUCAGACGAGGAGGGGGAGGAGGAGGGGGAGGGGGAGGUUCGGGGGCGUUGGACGACCAGUCGUGUUCGGUGCUCCAGAUGGCAAAGACACUGAGUGAGAGUGAGUUUUCUGGGCACCCUCCACGCGCUCCGUCUGCGCCGCCGCUCAGAGGGCAUCCGAUGGGAUUAAAUCUGGACGCCUGCAGAACUUUCCCGCCCAGGAAUGCCAUCACAGAGAGUAUCGCAGAGGAUAUGCCAGAGGAGGCACUUUGGGGCAGCAGUAGCUCGUCUCUGUCUGUCGGGGAAUCCUCCGUGGCAGAGUGGCUGCAGAGACUGGGACUAGAGAGGUAUGAGAAGGGCCUCCUACACAACGGCUGGGACGACCUGGAGUUCCUCAGUGAUAUCACUGAGGAGGACCUUGAGGAGGCGGGAGUGCUCGACCCUGCCCACAAGAGGAUCCUGCUGGAGAGCCUGAGGCAGCAGCAGCCUCCGAAAUAAACUGUUUCAAACCGGCCUGUUUCACCGGGUCCCAGGAGGCUCAGCUGAACUGAACUAAACUGAACUAAACUGAACUGAACUGAACUGAACUGAACUGAGCUGGAACGUGCCAAUUAAUGCCAGACUGUGCCUUCUGAGAGAAAUUGCACUCCCAUUUGAAAUUUCAAAAAAACACUUGUAGAGUUACCAUCUUUAUUUUCCACUUGUACUGUAUGUGUGUCGUCGUAGAGGUGGCCUUAUUUAAUGAGAAUCAUUUCAGUCCUUCCAGCGUCACUACAUAACCCUCUUCUUGAAACCUCGUGAGAAGAUGCAGGGUGAGAAAUAUAAUUUGUUAGUGACUCAUGUUUAAAGCAGCUGCUGCCUUGAUGUUGUGCCAUCACUUCUAACCUGCAGCUGAAGCUGGCGUUAAAGCUUGUUUGUGUUGCCCUGAGAAACGUUCAUUUACAGAGUCUGCUGAGUUUAAGACUCCUUGAUAUGGGAAAUGAAAAUAGGGCUUUUUGGAGGAAAACCAGAGCUUUUUUCCCCACAAACGGUCAUAUGUGGGAAAUUGUGAGAUAGCACUCAAGGGUAAUGUUGGCGUUUAGCUCGCGUAGAGGAACACUUGGGACAGGAAGUGGUGACAAAAGAGGAGCUAGCCUUCACUCAUGUCAGACUAAAGCUCGCUCAACUUGCAUUUCUCAAAUGUUGUACUUUUGUGUUAACGUUUGGGCCAUUGUUGUUUAAAUAAUGGCAUUUAUUGUCUCAGUGUCUCUGCAUGUAUUUAUGGUUUUAUGUUUUUUUUUUGUUUAAUGAUAAAGGGAAUAUGGAGCAAACCAACCAAACCGGUCCUGGGAGAGCUAAAAGGUUAUUUUUCCCCAGGGUACAACAUUUAAGUGCCUGUGUUAGCCAUUAGCCACCCCAGUGUGUGAUUUGUUCACACUCAACACUGACAUUUCAUAUUUUUUAUCUGAAUUUUGCAGAUUUUGACAAGUUUAGAAACAGUGUUUGUUUGAUCAUCUAAAAAAUCUACUUAGGCUACAAAAGUGUACAUAAGGUAACAAAUGUUGUACCAAAAUGAAAUAUCCUUGAAAAUGCUUGACCUAGCUCACACUUUAAUUGUCUGUACAUUUCAAUUUACAGAAGAAGACAUUUUGGAAACUAAGGACCCAGGUUUGAUGGGCUAAAUGUCACAUAUUUCACUAAUUUUUUUAAAUGAAGCAGUUUUCAGGGAAUUGGUUACCUUAGCCAAAUAGAUUACUUCUAACUACUAAUGAUUACUAUACAAAUAAUGUACUAAGCAAUCAUAUUUCCAUUUCUAAAAAGGAAGAUAUUUGUCAUGAAACAUAAUUGCCUGUAAAACAGUCUAAAUAUAUUUGUCUUUUGCUGAUUUAAUUUGGCUCUUUUGUUACAUUACUACAGACACAGACUAAUGUAGGGUCAUUAGAUAUGUUUCUACUCUUCGGAGAUUUCACCUCAUAAUACGUUAAAAACUGAAAUGUCAGAUUUCUGCAGGACGCAGGUGGCUGUUGUUCCCUGAUGUGCCCAGCAGGUGGUGCUGCUACUCUAUAAACACCAUCAGUAGGUCUGAUGCUUACUGUGGAAACUGGGAAAAUAGGACAGAACUAAGUCAUCUUCAGUGAAUGGUUCGUUUGUUUGUUUAUAAAUGUUUCCUGUGCAGUUACAAUCAUAGAGCUAACAUACCAGUUAGUGUUCACGUUGCCUUGUUUUGUUCUUAAUUUAAAUCCUGCCUCUUUUCUUCCUGUGAAGCCAGUUUGUUUUAAGAGAUGCUGAGAACUCUAAACUCUUUUUCCUAAUUUGGACUAAAUAUGUGAUUGUAGCAGUUUGUAUUCAUGUCUGUUUCUCCUAUUUCUUUGUGACCCAACGACAUCCUUUAAUUAUGUUGCCCACAUACAGCCUUACAAGUCUCAGCCACGGGUGUUAUGUGUUGCACACCUUGUCUAAUUUUCUAACAGUCAAACAACCGUAAUGCAGAGAAUGUGGUUUAGUCUUGUUAAAUCUGAUGUCUUUUCAAGCCCCUUGGCUUCUCAGUGUUCUCUGUUAUGUGUGAGGGUGUGUGUGUGUGUGUGUGUGUGUUUGUAUUUGCGUAUGAGUGAAAAAGACGCCCCAUUGUUUUCUUUGACUUACUUUUUCUUGUUAUUUCAUGUAGUCACCUCUUUUUUGUAAUGUUAAGUUAAUGUUUUGUUUGCCCAUGUCUUUUUUUUUUUCAAUUAAAAUCUAAUAUCUUAA
Messenger RNA from Trematomus bernacchii (emerald rockcod), 6309 nucleotides. RefSeq names its product inositol polyphosphate phosphatase-like 1a (gene inppl1a). Gene Ontology annotation, biological process: phosphatidylinositol dephosphorylation. The record is from RefSeq and is a predicted model, not a curated record. Bases 292 to 4083 code for a protein of 1263 amino acids. Gene Ontology annotation, molecular function: protein binding; phosphatase activity. Lineage: Eukaryota; Metazoa; Chordata; Actinopteri; Perciformes; Nototheniidae. The transcript is spliced from 27 exons.